Plasmodium vivax (malaria parasite P. vivax) is the source of this 475-nucleotide messenger RNA. Its product is annotated as circumsporozoite protein, truncated, putative. NCBI's taxonomy places the organism in Eukaryota, Apicomplexa, Aconoidasida, Haemosporida, Plasmodiidae. Gene Ontology annotation, cellular component: cell surface. The annotation marks the transcript as partial. The record is from RefSeq and is a predicted model, not a curated record. The transcript has a single exon.
CAGCAGGAGAUAGAGCAGCUGGACAACCAGCAGGAGAUAGAGCAGAUGGACAACCAGCAGGAGAUAGAGCAGCUGGACAGCCAGCAGGAGAUAGAGCAGCUGGACAGCCAGCAGGAGAUAGAGCAGCUGGACAGGCAGCAGGAGAUAGAGCAGCUGGACAGGCAGCAGGAGGAAACGCAGGAGGACAGGGACAAAAUAAUGAAGGUGCGAAUGCCCCAAAUGAAAAGUCUGUGAAAGAAUACCUAGAUAAAGUUAGAGCUACCGUUGGCACCGAAUGGACUCCAUGCAGUGUAACCUGUGGAGUGGGUGUAAGAGUCAGAAGAAGAGUUAAUGCAGCUAACAAAAACCAGAGGAUCUUACUUUGAAUGACCUUGAGACUGAUGUUUGUACAAUGGAUAAGUGUGCUGGCAUAUUUAACGUUGUGAGUAAUUCAUUAGGGCUAGUCAUAUUGUUAGUCCUAGCAUUAUUCAAUAAG